AUGGCACCGGCUGGAGUUCCGCCGCCUUUCCACCCGACCUGGCUUUCGAAAACCACGCUGGUCGUCGUAGAGGCCGAUCGCUUUGGCGAGCAACCCCACAUGUACGUGGUCGUUGGUCCGAAGAAGGCUUUGGUCAUCGAUACCGGCUGCGACACGGCCAACUUUUGCGAGUUCCUCUGGAGCCUCCCCGGGUUGGCAGAGAAGGAGUUCCAAGUUGUCAAUACGCACAUCCACUACGACCACAUCAUGGGGAAUUAUGGCUUCUGUGCGCCUGGGGGACGCUCUUUACGAGGUGGCUGUCGAAGUAUUUGUCAAGGCUCCCGGAACCGCCACUUCAGCCAAAACUGGCAGGAAACAUCGCUGCAGAGCAUGGUCGGUGCUAAGAUCUCAAACUUCUGCGUCACAGACUGGUUGGAUGAGGGUCACAGAAUUUAUUUGGACGAUGAGAACCCGACUGAAGCGGAGUCAUUGGAGGUCCUCCACACGCCUGGACACACACCAGAUUCCAUCUCUCUGUAUUACCCAGCCGAGAAUCGAAUAUUCACUGGGGAUCUAAUCUAUCCCGGAAACAUCUUCCUCUUCCUCCCUGGCAGCCGGCUGGAGGAGUUUGACGAGAGCCUCUGCAAACUGAAGGCUUUCCUGGCCAAGAAGCCUGGAGGAGCCCUACUCAGCUGUGGCCACAUGACACCAGCCUUGAAGGCAGACAAGUUGGAGGAACUCUACGAGCUGCUGGGAGCCUUGCGAAAAGGGGAGGCCCCUGGUCGCGCCGAGGGCUCCGCCCUGUCUCCCGAGCCAGUGACUUCCUUCCAGACGCCUUGCUUCACAUUGAUGUGUCGCACUGCAGACGUUCCGGCCAUGGCAUCAACGGAAGGAUGUCGGACUGAUGCUGGUGCAGUGCAGACGCUGGCAGAAGUCCAGGUCGAUUUCCAGGAGCUUGUAUAA
This is a messenger RNA of Symbiodinium sp. CCMP2456, 942 nucleotides long. The record is from the annotation of a GenBank genome assembly. Lineage: Eukaryota; Dinophyceae; Suessiales; Symbiodiniaceae.